UGCGCGACGUGCAUAGCAACACUGGGAAGGCAGAGGAGAAGAGGGAUCGUUUUAUGCGCAUUUUUGGGACGAAAAGAGAAACCCCCUAAACAGACGCUCAGGAAUCAUGGGGAGUGUGUUCCUGCCGGCGGACGCGGCCCACUCGGUGCUGCACAGGCUGCGCAGGGCCAACUUCUUGCUAGAGGAGAUGAAGCAGGGGAACAUCCAGAGGGAGUGCCGCGAGGAGAUCUGCACCUACGAGGAGGCUCGCGAGGCUUUCGAGAACGACGAGAAGACGAGACGCUUCUGGGAGGAAUAUGUGCGGGAGAGCAGUCCAAGCGGGGGGCUGGAGACGGUGGGGGGGGUCCACUCUCUCUACCUGAUCGUGCCGUUGCUGCUGGUGGUGCUCAUCAUCGUCGCCGUGGCCAUCACUGUGUGGCGCUGUCACUCUCGCAAGCGUUCGCAGCGCAGCCCCAGCCAGGGACACUCGCACCACGACCACGUCCUGUCAGUGGUCUCUAUGGACCAUUGGGGGAGGGACUUCCACCAGGGGGACCAUUCAGAACUCAGUGUGCACAGCAGCCCCGCCUAUCCAGGCUCAGAGCCCACAUCAGGGAGAGGAGGCACCGGAGACCCGCCACCAUCUUAUGAGGAGGCUGUGGGCCACACAGACGUCCAGAUAGAGACGGAGCCCCCGCCCCAGUACGAGGAUAUAGUCAACACUAGCUCUGGAGGCCGGGGGAAGUAAAGGGGUCUCUCUCUACCGCCCCAACAGAAGCCCUAACACACACUAAGACCAUCUGAUGAAUGAGCAGAAUCACUGUUGUGGAACCACCAGCCUUCUCCCCUCAACACACACAGACUGUUAACGGUCUGCUCGAUGGACUGAUACAAUGUUUGCCCAGUGCCAGCGCUGUUGAGCUUUGCACUAAUCUUUCAUCGAUGAAGUGAAGUAAUAGUAGGAAGGAUGUUGCAAUACCAAAACCAACCAGCCUCAUCUGAUUUUCCUCAACUUCCAUCUGUCACACUGAUGCAAGUAUUUCACUCGGCAGGCAUAACAAAUGUUGCAUGUUGCGAAUAAAAAAAGGGUUCAGAUUGCCAUAAUGGAGGACAACUAUUCUAAAAGUGUAUAGGGUUGGACCAAUGGUUUAUUGAAGGGUGAGUGCCAAUUUUGUAGAUCGUCUGCACAUAUUUUGUACUUAAAUUAAACCUUUGUGUGGUCCAAAACAUGGUAUUUACUACGGUUUUGCCCCAAUCUAUACCAUUCUUUGCCAUCUUAAAACAUCUCUAUUGAUUUUUAUCAACAUUUCAAGGAUUGAAAACGUAAUCCCAAUACGAAUGUGAAUCGGUUUUAAAUGCCUCUGAACAGCGCACACAGAGAGAGAGAGCUAGGCUACUACUAUGAAUGCAAUUACUUUUUACUUUCUAUAGAACAUACUUAUUUCGAAAGUCAUUUACAUUUUGAAUAUUGCAUACUUUUGCAAAAAUGUUGCUUGGCAUUAUUCUGAAAGAGCAUUUGUUCUAGUGGAACACAGAGAAAUAUGGCUCCAAUGAAUGAUUGUUCACCACCAGAGUUCAGAAAGAGAGAAGCAAUUAGAAAACCAAGCCAUGGUUUUGAUUGUGUAACCUGUAAGCAAACGAUGAUGCAGUUUCACUCGUUAGCUCUGGCUUGGUCGACUGACUCCCAACACAAACAUUUGUUGUUUUAGGAUGCUUGGCUUGUUAAUUGUAGAAAUUGUAAAUGACUGUCCGGAGAUUUAUAGUUAAAGGGAGUUUUGAGACCAAACAUUAGGUAAAUGAUCAGGUUUCAGAACCAAAACACUUUCCACAUUAAUGUAAUCCAUGUUUGAACCUUAAAGAAAUACAAUUUUACAGGAUUAAAGAGUCAAGAUGCCAAAGGAAUGCAUGGUCCAACUUCAGUAUACACUUGAAUGUUUUGGAGAUACAUAUGUAAGAUAAAACCAGCAGUAAUGUGUAUGUGUGUCGUAUGUGCUUACAGUGUGUGAUGCAUGCAGCUGGGUCUGGAUGUGGCUCUGCUCCGUCUGUUCUCUGGUCUGUUGGCAGUUAUCAGAGCCUGCUUUAACUGUGAAAAUGUACUCUUUCCUCUAAAGCAAAUGUAACCAUGUAGGAAAUUAACACAGUCUUCUGCCGUGCCACUUUCACUAAAAGCACACUGAGGAUUCUCACGAGCAACACCAUUAAUGGAAGUUUUGGAGUGACUUGCAUAGGAUUGUGGGACAGGAAGCAAUAGAAACAGGCGCUUUGGAAAAAUGUGUAUAAGAGGGAAGAGAUUCUGUAAUUAACGACACUAUGGACAAUUCCACGUUUAGCAUGUGUAAUGUACCUGUAUAUAAAUAUGUAUAGUCUUAGUUAAGGUGAUUGUUUUUCAUUGCAUAUGGGUGCAGUGACACAGGUAAAGCUAGUAUACAGUAGGUUUGGAUACAUUAAGGACCCGGUGGCAUGUGGUGCAGUGGAUAGAGCCUUGGUGUUGGGAACAAGGGUUCAACAGGUUCAAACCCCACAGCAGUCAGCAUGUCGUUGUGUCCCUGGGCAAGACACUUCACCCCAAAUUGCUCCUGUGGGGAUUGUCCACAGUAUUGAGUAUGUAAGUCGCUUUGGAUAAAAGCGUCUAACAAGUGACAUGUAAUGAAGGCAUUUAGUGUUUGAGCUCAAACUGAGCUUUUGGAUGAAAGCCCGGACAGUGGCUUGACGUCUGCAGCGUCACUUUCAACUGUUACAAUGUCACUGUAAUCUUCUGGAAAAAAGUGCUCAUACUCUAUAUGCAAUGUUGCUGCAUACACUCUAAAAACCAAAUAUAUCUGUCUAAUAAUACUACUCAUAAAUUUCACAUUUUCUGGUUACACCUCAGACUUUGAGCACUGAUUAUUAUACUUUUUGUGAGUUGACCUGUGAACCUCAGCACUUGCAAUGACCUUUAACUGAGUUGUGCUGGGAGGGGGGGCAGCCAUUUUGGUAAGGUCAGUUUUUGGACUGUUACUGUUUUUUUACAAUGCCUUAUUAAACAAAAUGUUAUAUAACAUUAAAUGCAAGAAAGGUUGUUAUACAUUCUUGAUAUGUGCAGAAGCUUGAAUUCAUUUGUAAUAAAACACGGAAAAUGUGCAACGUGCGUUUCUUCAA
Molecule: messenger RNA, 3117 nt
Organism: Gymnodraco acuticeps
Lineage: Eukaryota; Metazoa; Chordata; Actinopteri; Perciformes; Bathydraconidae
Gene: prrg1
Product: proline rich Gla (G-carboxyglutamic acid) 1
Exons: 4
Coding region: 107-727 (206 amino acids)
Cellular component (GO): extracellular region
Molecular function (GO): calcium ion binding
Source: RefSeq, a predicted model, not a curated record